Messenger RNA from Maudiozyma saulgeensis, 1401 nucleotides. NCBI's taxonomy places the organism in Eukaryota, Fungi, Ascomycota, Saccharomycetes, Saccharomycetales, Saccharomycetaceae. The record is from the annotation of a GenBank genome assembly.
AUGUCAACCCAAGUACAACAUAUACCAAUGAUGAAUCACGUUAUUGAAAGUUAUUUUGAUGAAGAUGAUAUGGCAUUUUCACCAACAGAGUCAUUCAUGAAUGCAUUACCUCGUAGAAUUAGCAUCUUACCCCAAGAAAGUAAGAUAAAACCAUUUUCAAAAGGUGAUAUAAAGAUUUUACUACUCGAAAAUAUUAAUGACCAAGCCAUAGUGUCCUUUAGAGAUCAAGGGUAUCAAGUCGAAUCGUAUCGAGAUACUUUACCGGAUCAAGUAUUGACUGAAAAAAUACGAGAUGUUCAUGCUAUAGGUAUUAGAUCGAAAACAGUCUUAUCAAAGGAGGUACUAAAACAAGCUAAAAAUUUAAUGGUAAUAGGGUGUUAUUGUAUUGGUACUAACCAGGUAGAUUUAGAAUAUGCGGCUAAUAUGGGGAUUGCAGUCUUUAAUUCACCAUUUUCAAAUUCGAGAUCUGUGGCAGAAUUAGUUCUCGCAGAUAUAAUAUCGUUAGCAAGGAGAAUCACGGAUAGAUCAUUACAAUUACACAGAGGUGAAUGGAAUAACUCUAGUAAGCAUUGCUACGAAGUAAGAAGUAAAACGGUAGGUAUAAUAGGAUAUGGUCAUAUUGGCUCACAACUAUCAAUACUAGCCGAGGCCAUGGGAAUGCAUGUUAUUUACUACGAUAUCCUAAAUAUAAUGGCCAUUGGAAAAGCAAAACAAGUGUCCACGAUGGAAGAAUUAUUGAGUAAAGCAGAUUUUGUGACACUACAUGUACCUGAAACACCUGAUACGAAAAAUUUAAUUUCAUGGCCUCAGAUUACAGCAAUGAAAAAUGGAUCAUAUUUAAUUAAUUCAUCAAGAGGGUCUGUUGUAAAUACUUCUGCCCUCAUUUCGGGUCUAAAAAGUGGUAAAUUGUUAGGUGUAGCACUGGAUGUAUACCCAAAUGAACCAAGAUAUAAUGGUGAACAAUUAUUCACCAAUCGAUUGAAUAAAUGGACGUCAGAAUUAAUAUCUCUCCCAAACGUUAUUCUAACCCCGCAUAUUGGUGGAGCUACUAUAGAAUCACAGAGUGUAACAGGUCUCGAAGUAUCAGAGGCCAUAGCUAAUUUUAUAACACAAGGUAUUUCAAUUGAUGCUGUUAAUUUCCCCGAAGUUUCAUUAAGACAGACAAAUUUCGCAGAUGAUGCUUUAAGAAUAUUAUUCGCCCAUCAAGAUAUACCUGGUGUACUAAGGAUAGUAAAUAAUAUUCUUGCUACACAUAACAUAGAGAAACAGUACUCUGAAUCCAAUGGUAAAAUUGCUUAUGUUAUCACAGAUAUCUCACCCGUUACACAAAAUGACGUCCAUUCUAUAUAUAAUCAACUGGACAAAAUUCCGGAAAAAGUAACGGUUCGGCUUAUAUAUUAA